ACGAAAACAAACUUUGUAUUUAGGAAGUCGGACUGCUGAGUGCUGGGGUUAACACGAAACAGGAUUUCAAAACUCGACUCGAAGAUGGUUGAAGGUCCGGGCUGCACUUUGAACGGAGAGAAAAUCCGUUCAAGAGUCCAGAAAGGACAAAAACUGAAAGAGACCAGAGGCAGUUUGAUAACAUCCACGGUGAGUCGCGUUAUGUCUUAUUUGUUAGCGUGCUAUCAAGCUAGCGUUAACCGGUUACGUUUUGCGGCGUCUUAUGUCUCUUUACAGAAAAACAACCCCGAUGGACAUGUCUUCCGCAGUCUUUAUGGUUGUGUGUACACCGGUGUAGAAACCCUGGGGAAGGAGCUCUUCAUGUACUUUGGCCCAAGAGCGUUGAGAGUCCACUUUGGUAUGAAUGGAUCAAUGCGUAUAAACCCUGCCGAGAGGAAGGAUAGGAUGGGCUCCAUACCGGUGCUGGAAAUACACCUGACUAACGACAUUGUGUGCUUCUUUGACAGCACUGUGGAAAUAAGGUUGACAGGGGACUGUGAGCAGAAGGUGAGAGCUAUGGAGAGUCUGGAUCUGUGCUCCCCUAAGUUCAGCUUCUCCCACUCCGAGGAGGCAGUGAGGAGCCAAACUAGCAGGAUGCUCUGUGACGUUCUCCUAGAUCAGGCCGUCAUGCCGGGAGUCGGCAACAUCAUUAAAAACGAAGCCCUGUUUGACUCGGGCCUCCACCCAGCCGUGAAGGUUCAGCAGCUGACAGACGAACAGAUCCACCACUUGGUGAAAAUGACGCGUGAUUUUACCCUUCUGUUUUAUAAGUGUCGCAAAUCUGGCUCUCCUCUCUACAAACAUUACAAAGUCUACAAGCGUCCCCAGUGCGGCCAGUGCUUUCAUGUCAUCACAGUCUGUCGUCUUGGAGACAACGGCAGGAUGACUUACUUCUGCGAGCGCUGUCAGAAGGGAGAUCCCAGCGGGGUUGACAUCAGUAAGCUCCCUGUCAGAAACAGGCUGACUGACUGGGCAUACAAUAAGAGAACCAGUGAUAAUGUGGCUAAGAAGGAGGAAGAGGACUGGGCCUGUCAGCUCUGCACGCUCAUCAACCAGCCAGCUGCAAAAGCCUGUGAUGCCUGUCUCACUCCCAGACCUGAGGUUCACAAAGACAACAUUAGCAGUGAGGCAUCACCCUUCACCACUGAUUUGAUUAAGUACCCUUGCACUGCCUUCAAGAAACCACAAGAGGAGCUCAAAGUCAACUGGAGGUCUGCAUUCGGGACUUCCACCCUUGUUUUCUCUGACUUGAGCAUGAAGCCAAAGCCUGUAAACUCCCCGCUCUCCCCAGCCGGCAGUCAUUUGAAUUCCUUGGCGGCAGAGCGAGGUUUAUAUAAAUACAGCGUCUGCCAAGGGACAACAAGCCCCAAUUAUGCCUCUGGUGGCUGGCAGAAGCAAAGUGCCGAGCUCUCCAACGGGGAAUCACUGGCCUCCUACAGUCACCCAUCCAAGAAAAUGAGAAUUGAUCACAGUCCCUUUCCCAGUAACAAUGCUCAAAAUGGAGCCCCCAACUCCGGUACACACAAAAUAGGAGCGGCAAGCCGCGGCUCCUCCAUUUCUUCCAGUCCCAGCGCCCCUUGUUGUGCAUCCCAUCGUCGUCCAGCUGUCCUCAGAGUGGUCCACAAGGAGGGGGAGAAUAAGGGCCGACAGUUCUAUGCCUGCUCGCUUCCCAGGGAGACCAAGUGCAACUUCUUUGAGUGGGCAGACUUGCACUUCCCUUUUUGUCACCAUGGUAAACGCUGUUUAAUGAGGACUGUUCUGAAACUAGGACCCAACAAUGGCCGGAAUUUCUACACCUGCAGCUUUCAAAAGGGUAAACAGUGUGACUUUUUUCAGUGGGCAGAGAAUGGACCAGGGCUAUCCAUUCUCCCUGGCUGUUAAUGUUUUUAUAGCAACACAUCUAAAUGAAACACUGAUGCUUAU
Toxotes jaculatrix (banded archerfish) is the source of this 1962-nucleotide messenger RNA. It is a transcript of the gene neil3, whose product is annotated as nei-like DNA glycosylase 3. The record is from RefSeq and is a predicted model, not a curated record. Lineage: Eukaryota; Metazoa; Chordata; Actinopteri; Toxotidae. The coding region runs from base 85 to 1920 and encodes 611 amino acids. Gene Ontology annotation, cellular component: nucleus. Gene Ontology annotation, molecular function: zinc ion binding; damaged DNA binding; DNA-(apurinic or apyrimidinic site) endonuclease activity. Gene Ontology annotation, biological process: base-excision repair. The transcript is spliced from 9 exons.